This is a messenger RNA of Plenodomus lingam JN3, 429 nucleotides long. RefSeq lists its product as uncharacterized. The record is from RefSeq and is a predicted model, not a curated record. NCBI's taxonomy places the organism in Eukaryota, Fungi, Ascomycota, Dothideomycetes, Pleosporales, Leptosphaeriaceae.
AUGACCAGCGCCCAGUCUGACUGCAAGGUACACAUGACACCAACUUACUUUGUGUCUCGCUAUUACGGACAGGUAUUAUUGAACCCCCACAAAACAGUACUAACGCAAGAGCGCGUGCAACGGCGCGGUAGUUGGGGCCAAGGUCGGGAUGCCCGUCGAUCCGCUACACAGCAAGUCUUACCGUACAGUCCGAUGUACAAGUACCGCAUUCCCGCCAUGGUAGAUUGUGUGAGUCUAGAAAGGGAGUGUUGGGUGCUACAGUAUUUUGCAGAUGCUGAGGUUCAGAAGAAAAUCGCGCGCGUCACGCAACUCAAUGUGGAUGGCAUCCCACAGUGUGAGCUCCAAAGCGAUUCCAACCCCGUGCAACAGCAAGACUUUGCGCGACCCAUGCCCUCCAAUCUGUAUAACCCAAGGCUUACUGAGGCUUGA